CUUCGUCUACCCUCAACUUCAUUUUGAGUAAAUUUGCACAUACUGCGUACGCUCUCUUGAGAGAAAAGGACAUUCACCGCCAUUCUUCUUCCAGCCAACAAUUGUGAACGAUGUCUUCAGAAGCUCCUCUCAACGAGGACGGAGCCUCGACUCCAGAAAAUCGAUUGCCACAAGAUCCGCAAACUUCUCGCCAGACUCAGAAACCGUCCAGAGUAUGCCGCUUCUACAACACAAAGAAGGGUUGCCGAGCAGGUUCUCAAUGUCCCUUUCGGCACGUUGAGCCCAAAGCCGAGACAGCAACUCCGAAGCAGAAGCAUGAGCAACACCCAGAAGCCGUGGAUGCAUCCUCAUCUGCGAGCGGUCAAAACCCUCCCCAGAGAUCGAAACAAAAUGCCAACAAGCCGGUGACUGUCCAGAAACCGGUAUCACAAUUACAACAACGCGAUCCUCGGGAGUUCCAAAUAAGUCAGCUCCUCAAACGUUUCUCUCCAACACGUCAAGAGCUUGAUGAUUGUACCAUUCUCUCCCUGGCAAUGCCGCCAUCUGAUCCUGACUUCCCAUACAACUUGAGUGAACUUCAAUGUAAACUGACCAUUCCAAAGUCAUAUCCUGGCGGCGACAGACCUUCGUUACGAGUUACUAAUGAUCACCUGCCACGCGGAUUUCAGAUCAAUGUCGAAAAUGGCUUCCGCAGUCUCACUUCACAUUCACCUCAGAAAACACUGCUAGCAUUGAUGAAUGACUUGGACAAAAACCUAGAGAAAUUCCUGGCCUUCGAAGAGACACUGACCAUCAAGAUGAUCGCCAAUGCUGAGAGGAGAGCUCGUAAACCUGUGACGACAGUACCUGCUCACCCUCCACCGGCCUCCGAGCCUGUACCGAUGGUCGCACCAACACCUGUCUGGACCUCACAGCAAAAGGCUGAUGCUCAAGCGAAAAGACAAUCAGACAUUCGCCAGCUGGAGGCUCGUAUGGGACGUGUCCCUCACUUCUCGAAGAACCCCGACGCGACUUUGUACAACAUUCCGGUACAGAUCUCCAAACCAGGCAAACUUUCUGUCAACCUGCAAUCACUCAAAGAGGUAUCUCUGUCUGUGCCAAAGCUUUACAAUCUGGAGCCUUGCACGAUACGGUUGAACGGAGUUAAUGGCCCAGAAAUCGAAACAGUUCAUCUUGCAUUUGAAAAAUACUCCCGAGAACAUCCUGAAAUGACUCUCAUGGCACAUAUCAAUUACUUGACUCAAAAUAUUCACACCAUGGCCUCACAGCCUCUAGAGAAGGCGCAGCCAAUUCCUGUCGGGCCUUCGUUACUUGAACAACAUUUUCAAGACGAACGAGAAAAGGCCAUCUUAGCCGAUCCCGGCGAAAGCAGCAUUGAUGCCUGCCGCAAGAUAGUAGAUCCCGAUCGGCCACAUCUGAGAAUGAUUCCGAGACCUCCUGAAUGGGAUCCCGAGGCCGAGUCCGAUUCAGACAAGGCUUCUGAUACCUCGUAUGACUCUGAUGAAUACACGGAAUCAGACAGCGACGAAGAAGAUGAGGUUGAAGAAGUGGAAGACGGCGGAGGUGCUGCUCUACCUGUCUCGUCAGCCCCGGUGGACAAGGGCAUUCAUUUGUCCUUUCCAGGUCUGGAAUUGUACAAUAUUGAGCUGUUGACCAUUGCUUCCUUGUCAAUCUCGGUCAAAUGUCUUCGUUGUAAGACUCCACUUGACAUCCACAACGUCAAGGCAAGUAAUCUAGCACAGUCCACCACAGUCACCACUCGCACCGAGACCUGCUUGAAAUGCACGACUCCCUUCACCAUAUCCUUCAUACCAAGUCCACUGCACGCCAACACCAUCCGCGCCGGCACCAUCGAUGUUGCAGGUUGCACCAUCGGCGACCUUCUCCCCAGCAUGUUCCAGCCGACGUGCUCGUCGUGUUCGUCCACGUUCGCCGCUCCACCUGGAAUGGUGUCUGUCCGAGGGGACAAGCCGAUCCAAGUGUGCCGGUCGUGUCAUGCCAAGAUGAGCUUCACCAUUCCCGAGGUCAAGUUCCUGCGAGUGUCCAGUCACAGUGCCACGCUGCCACUCCGUAAACCGAAGAAGGAGAACCUUGGGAUCUCCGCCGGCACUGCGUUGCCCGAGAAGGGCACCUGCCCGCAUUACAGACACAGCUACCGCUGGUUCCGCUUCGGAUGCUGCAACCGCGUCUACCCGUGCGACCGAUGCCACGACGCGGCCGAGUCCCAUGUCAACGAGCACGCCGAUCGGAUGGUUUGUGGAUGGUGCAGUCGUGAACAGCGAUUCAGGGCAGAAGACUGCGCCAUCUGCGGGCACGGUUUGAUGCGUCGACGCAGAGCAGCUGGAGGUUUCUGGGAAGGUGGUCAAGGCACGCGGGACAAACGAUUGAUGAGUAGAAAGGAGAAGAGGAAAUACAAGCGUCCUCAGGGAUCAGCGGUGGGAAAGAAGUCUGAAGCGACGAAGUAGGGACUUCUCGACUGCUUCUUACGAUUCGUCAUCGUCGGUUCUUCGAUUAUCGUCAUCCAUCGCAUUGUAGUCUAGCAUAUGAAUGUCAGCAGACAGACACAUUGUGAAAGUAUUCA
This is a messenger RNA of Exophiala oligosperma, 2581 nucleotides long. RefSeq lists its product as uncharacterized. Gene Ontology annotation, molecular function: zinc ion binding. NCBI's taxonomy places the organism in Eukaryota, Fungi, Ascomycota, Eurotiomycetes, Chaetothyriales, Herpotrichiellaceae. The transcript has 2 exons. The record is from RefSeq and is a predicted model, not a curated record. Bases 111 to 2465 code for a protein of 784 amino acids.